AUGGCUACAGAGGGAUUUGUGGUGCCAGUAAUAAACCUGGCCAAGUUUGAAGAAGAGAAGGAGAAGCUUAUAUCAGCAGUUAUAACAUAUGGCUCUUUCCGAGUGAUCAACCAUGGAGUUCCUCAAAAGCUUAUGUCGGAUAUGAAGGCUUCUACAGAAUAUCUCUUCGAGCUCCCCUCUGAGGUGAAGCAAUGCAACACUGAUGUUAUUAUCAAAAGCGGCCAUGUUGUCGCUCCGUUCUAUGAGGGUUUGGGCAUCUAUGAUGCAAGCUCGCCGACCGACGUCUACAACUUUUGCUCCCUCUUGGAUGUCUCAUCCCAUGAUAGGGAAAUUCUCAGUACAUAUGCUUCUAAAGUUCAUGAUCUGAUCGUUGAUUUGGCAUCCAAAAUAGUUGAAUGUUUGGGAAUCAAAAGCUAUUCAUUUCAGGAAUGGCAUUCUCACUUAAGGAUGAACAGAUACAAUUUCACAAAAGAAACAAUCAUUGGAUCUAUUGGUGGGGCAGUCCAUACAGACAAUAGUUUCAUUACUAUCCUUCUUGAAGAUGAGUAUGUUGAUGGACUUGAGAUUAUGGACCUCACUGGAAACUUUGUUCCAGUUGAUCCUGUACCAGGAACAUUUCUUUGCACCAUGGGAGAUAUCGCAAAGAUUUGGAGCAAUGGAAUAUUUCAUAAUGUGAGACAUAGAAUUAUUUGCAAGAAAGCAAUGCCACGAACUACGGUCGCCUUAUUUAUGCUUUCACCAAAGGAUAAUAAGAUUGAGCCUCAAGCCGAAUUUGUUGAUUUUGAGCACCCGAAGCUCUUCCAAAGUUUUGAUUACAAUGAGUAUAGAAUGCUCAAGUUAUCAAAUUUAUCACUAACUGAGAAAGAACAUAUCGAUGUAAAUGAAGCUGCAAUAAUGGCUUUAUUCACUACACAAUAA
Molecule: messenger RNA, 918 nt
Organism: Dendrobium catenatum
Lineage: Eukaryota; Viridiplantae; Streptophyta; Magnoliopsida; Asparagales; Orchidaceae
Product: 2-oxoglutarate-dependent dioxygenase DAO
Exons: 3
Coding region: 1-918 (305 amino acids)
Biological process (GO): auxin catabolic process
Molecular function (GO): dioxygenase activity; indole-3-acetaldehyde oxidase activity
Source: RefSeq, a predicted model, not a curated record